Molecule: messenger RNA, 1936 nt
Organism: Nicotiana tabacum (common tobacco)
Lineage: Eukaryota; Viridiplantae; Streptophyta; Magnoliopsida; Solanales; Solanaceae
Biological process (GO): regulation of DNA-templated transcription
Cellular component (GO): nucleus
Molecular function (GO): protein dimerization activity; DNA-binding transcription factor activity
Source: RefSeq, a predicted model, not a curated record
CUUUCUUUCUAUGCAAUAAUAGCUUUUUUUCCAUGCAAUAACCAGAUGAUGAAAACCGCCCAUGAGACAGGACAUGGCCCGUGAGCUUGAACUGUAACUGACGACUGACGAAGCGUGCUUUGGCAGAUCGUAAUAGAUUAUUGCCUACAGUGACCAACUUGGAGAAAACUAACCCUGUAUUUCAAUUGACUUCAACACUAUAGCUUCUUAUUCUUGAGAGAGUGAUGAAGGUAUUUAAAAUCUUAAACAUGUUUAAGUCCUGUGGCAUAAACGCCAUAAUAUCUGUUGUUGCAAUGGCUUUUGAUUCCUUUGGGAUGAAAUACUACUACUACUACUACUGCUGUAGGUGGGGACCAACAUUUCACAUUCAACCCCACCACUGUUUCUUCUUAUCUCCACAUUCUUGAUUGAGCAUUGAUUUGAUAUGGCUGUUUCUCCUUCCCGGCCCCUCAGGCCCUCAUCUUCCUUCUCUUACCACUUCCCCUUUUCCACUAGUAGCUAGCCAUCCUUUUUUCAUCUCUAUAAAUCCCUCCUCUCCAUCUUUGUUGAGGUUCACAAACCAACCAAACAAGACUUUGUACAAAAUUUAGGGGAUUUUGUCUAAACAUGUUAAGCUGCGGGGAAAUGAGCGUUCUUGAGAGACAGAGAGCAGUGUUGGAACGUCUUUAUAGCCAAUCCAAACAGCAGCUUUCUUCUCUGCCUCUGCAAAAUUUUGCUCAGUUUAACAAUUUGAUAACUGGGCAAAUGAUGGGCAGCCUUGACGUGCCAAUUGAACGAAUGAACGAGAAUUUUACUAACUUCGAUAUGUUUGGGAGAGAACAUGAUAAGGGCAUAACAGGCUUUGGUUUUACCAAUAAUUGGCAAGAAACGGCUCGUCCCUCUUUCUCUACAGUCUCAAAUUCAUCCAUUACAACAGUGUCUCCGCCACCAGAGAAAGAAAUAGAUACCAUUGUAGCUCCGAGAAGAAAUGCGGUGUCAACAAAGAAGAGAAAAACAGAGCAAUUUCCCGAGGAAGAGGAUUGUAAAAUCAAGAGACCUCAGUCAGAGAUUAGUGAGAAAAGCCAAAGAGCUGCUUCAGGAAAUAAUUCCAAGGAGAAUUCUAAGACAUCAGAGGUUCAAAAACCUGAUUAUAUUCAUGUCAGGGCACGUCGUGGUCAAGCCACUGAUAGCCACAGCUUAGCAGAAAGAGCUAGAAGGGAGAAAAUCAGUAAGAAGAUGAAAUAUUUACAAGAUAUAGUCCCAGGUUGCAACAAAGUGACAGGCAAGGCCGGAAUGCUAGAUGAAAUCAUCAAUUACGUUCAAUCUCUACAGAAACAAGUGGAGUUCCUAUCAAUGAAACUUGCUGUUCUAAAUCCUAGGCUUGAUUUGAACACAGAUAACUUUUUUACCAAGGAUUUCCCCUCUUACAUGUCCAAUUUUCCAACAGUAGAUAUUCCCACACUUUCAGAAUAUAGCUUAAUCCAACACCAACAAAUGUUACCCCAAAGAAGGGAAAACUGUUUAAUGUCAUUUCCAGAAGCGGCAUCUUCCCCUAUUGCGGUAGUACAGCAGCAGCCAAAUUUUGAAACUGAUUUGCAGAGCCUUUUUCAGUGUCAGUUUUAACUAGUUAAGGAUGAUUGAACUAUAAAGAUUGGGUGCAAUUCAAUUAAUUAUGGUGCCUUCGCUUUUCCUACUUAUCUGGGAUUGUUCUUUGAGAAGCACAGAACUCAUUCCACUAGCUCCUGUACACAAAAUUCACAAUCUUCAGAUGGAGUUCAAGAUUUUUGAAGUUAGCAACUACAUUAGAGAGCAACCCCCCACCCCCACAAAUCCCACCCUUUAUGAAAAUUUAUUACAUCUUACACAUAAGGGAUCUUGUAAUCUAUUCAUGUAUAGCCAAAGUUGCAGGAUUUGACUGAUAUGUAGUAAUACAAAAUUGAUCUUGUAUUCUUUCUUA